This is a messenger RNA of Cloeon dipterum, 1229 nucleotides long. RefSeq names its product protein Hook homolog. The transcript is spliced from 5 exons. The record is from RefSeq and is a predicted model, not a curated record. The coding region runs from base 219 to 1079 and encodes 286 amino acids. NCBI's taxonomy places the organism in Eukaryota, Metazoa, Arthropoda, Insecta, Ephemeroptera, Baetidae.
AUAUCGCGGACCGUACAGCGUUGAGUUGGCCAGUCUGGCCUCUUCCUGUACACGCAGGGGCUGAGGAACGAGACCAACACUCUCAAUCCGCACCGUCUCGUCUCUUGUGUUGCCUUUAGUCCCUCUGAAAUUCCAUUUCCACAGUCAGAAUAGGGAACGCGGCGGUGAAUCAUUUCUCUGCAGGAGUUCCUGAGGCUGGGGAGUCGGAAGGAGCAAUUAUGGAAAACGGAAAUGGAAUAGUUACCGAGCAGGCACCAAUUCCUUCAUUGGAGGAGGUGGAGUCCACAGCGAAAGAGGUGGCCACUCUCCAGAUUCAGAUCCAGCAGCUCUUGAGCCAGCAGAAAGAGGCUGAGAGUGAAAAUCACAAACUGGCUGAGACGCUGACCAAGGAGCAGGAGCAAAACAAGCAGCUGAAGUCCAACGGAGUUUCUGCACCGGCCAGCAACGAGGAAUUGCUGGCCAAGGUGCAAAAAUUGGAGCAAGACAUUCAGCUGCGCGUCGAGGAGCGUGAAAAUUACAAAAACAAAAUGCAAGUUGCUGACAAAAGAAUACUGGAACUUGAAGCCGACUUGGCGGAUGCGAGGAAAGUGAAUGAAGAGAUAGGCGAGCCAAUGAGCGACAAAGAAAGGGCCACAGUCAAACAAACGUUGGAAAACAUAACAGAAACUCUGAAGGCUUCCACGGCGCAGUGUGAAAGCUUCCAAAGGCAAAACACACAACUGCAGGGUCAGGUUAGCGCCCUGAAAGAGGUCAUAUCGGUGCAUAAGGAUUUGCUGAAUAUCAGAGGACUGGAAACAGAACAGCUUAAAACGACAAUUAAGCUCUUGGAGGACCACUCACUAGCAGAAAAAGAGCGCAGGAGUGCAGUCCUAUCAAAAAUGGAAACUGCUGUGAAACUGAACGCCGAACUGAAGAACGAGUACGAAAACCAGCUGAGGAUUUUCCAGGACCUCAAACGCAAAUAUGAACAAAAGGUCGAAAUGAUGAAGAAUGAAAAUGAAAAACUGAGAGCUCUGAUCCCAGCUGAGUCGAUCAUCGCGCUUGAAGUUCCGCCCGAAGAACCCAUUUUGGAGCAGUAAAAAUUCUAAAGUUACAAAACAAGGUGACAAUGAAAUAUCCGCGUAUUUGUGUAAUCUUCUUUCAUAAACUUACAUUUGCUCCUGAAUUUUCAAUAUAACAUAAUAUUCAAUGAUUUUGUGGAAGUACAUUGAAUGCUCUCCAUCUAGAAA